Molecule: messenger RNA, 1104 nt
Organism: Penicillium soppii
Lineage: Eukaryota; Fungi; Ascomycota; Eurotiomycetes; Eurotiales; Aspergillaceae
Product: ribonuclease P protein subunit p40
Exons: 7
Coding region: 1-1104 (367 amino acids)
Biological process (GO): tRNA 3'-end processing; endonucleolytic cleavage in ITS1 to separate SSU-rRNA from 5.8S rRNA and LSU-rRNA from tricistronic rRNA transcript (SSU-rRNA, 5.8S rRNA, LSU-rRNA); tRNA 5'-leader removal
Cellular component (GO): ribonuclease MRP complex; multimeric ribonuclease P complex
Molecular function (GO): ribonuclease MRP activity; ribonuclease P activity
Source: RefSeq, a predicted model, not a curated record
AUGUUUGAUCAAGUAGAUGACGCGUCACGACGCGAAAAGUGCUUCACUACGAUCUCUCAAUUGCCAGUAUUCGUCGACCCAAAGCAGAUCCCAAGCAAGAGAUCGCCCUUUUCCACAAUCCAAAACCAUGCAUUUGUACAUUCGAUCGAGGUCAUCUUGCCAAAGGAUGCUUACUCACAGAUCAAACCGUCACUCGAGGCCAAAUUAGAAAAACCGCGAUAUGCACGGGUUUUCAUGACCCCUUCUUCCCUACUUGAGCAUGAAUUUUUCAACACAUACAUCAAGUCAGGGAAUAUUCUAAUGAUUUCAGAAGGACGCUCUGGAUCAGACAAUGUCUUCACCCUUCGAGAUGGAAUCCUUCGGAUGGAGCUAGGGAAAGAGAUAUAUGAGCGGACAGGUCUCACUGGCAAAGUCUUCCGCAGUGGGGGGAGAAAACAUGCAAAAGAAAGAUAUUUGGUGGAGUUAAACUUGCGGCUGCCCUCGAUGCUACAUGGCAAGAAAGGCUUUGAAAGAAUAGUUUGGGCCUUUGCCAAUGUUCUGACUCAAUCCAUGGCAUGGCUCUUCCACGACCUAGAAGAUACCCUUGGGUUAGAUGAAGGGAGCAAGCCGAUCCAGAAGCUUCAUCCGCAGUUUUUGACGUGCGGAUUACAAGAAAUUGAUCACGAGCAAACACUCAAACCUUCACUACAUGGGAAAGCCUUUGAAGAGAUGCCAGAAAGUGACCUACAAGAACAUUGUGGCUACUUGAUGGAAUGGCUUGCCAUGGUUCAGAUGAACUCUCCCCGGGUUUCUUGGGAAGAUGACGUUGAUCCAUACUUGAGUCGAUAUGCGGUUCCAGAUGCAGAGGACAGGACCGACCUUAUAAGCUUGAAAUGGCACGGUAUGAUGUCGUCCAGCUGGGUCAUGAACUUGUUUACUCUAAUGCAAAAUUCAAGGGAUAGUAACCUAUGGUUUACGAUUUCCGCAUGUACAUUGGGAAAAGAAGCAGUUGAAGGAAGGGACGGAUAUACGGUUAUGGUCCUUCCCAAUGAACAAGAAAAAACAAGCCAUGUAACUACAUGUAUCUGCUGGGAAAUGAUGGGAGCCUCUGUGGUUGAACCCUAA